Molecule: messenger RNA, 1499 nt
Organism: Prorocentrum cordatum
Lineage: Eukaryota; Dinophyceae; Prorocentrales; Prorocentraceae
Source: the annotation of a GenBank genome assembly
AGAGCAAUCGCUGCUUGAGAGAUCGGGCUCCAUGCAGAAUGUCGUGGUCCGCGCGUGCGAUGUCACAUCUGGGGCCUGUCAGCGCUUGAUUUCACUGGGAAGCUUCUCGGUUUCACCUUACGAGGGGUAAUGCGUUUGUGGCCACCCCCUUCCUGGGCAUGUCCUGGAAGGCGAUCCGUAAAUGCGUGUGGUUUGAUGUUCAGGUUGUGCUGGACUUCCUCCCAGACGACGUUGGCUGCUUCCACAGGGUCCCCGUUCUCUUUCCACCUGGGCCUCUCACAAUCGUUCUGCGGCUCUGGCCCUGCAGCUGUCCAGAGGCGAACCACGUGUCCAGGCUGACCGAGCUAUCGCAGCACAAGAAGCUCAUCUUGACGUGGAGACAGAUCUAUACAGGCGCCAUCGUGAGGCCGGCCUUCUCGCAGGGAGCGGACGUGGUCGCGGCCAGCGACCCACUGCUCCAGUGCAACGUGAAGAAGUUUGUCGGACGCGUCGGCAAAUGGGACCACGAGAAAGGGUACGGCUUCAUCGAGUGUGAGGAUACCUACCAGCUGUAUCAGCGGAAUGUGUUCUUGCACAAGGCACACUUUGUCGAUGGCCUGGUCGUCGGCGACACGGUCAAUUUCCACGUAGAGUUGAACGACAAGGGUUGGCCGCAGGCACGGGCCCUCUGCAAGCAGGAGCCCCUGGAGGAGGCGGUGCCCACCAAUUCCGCCGGGCUGCCGCUCCGGCCACAGGUCGGCACCUGCUCCUACUACGCAGCGCACGGGAGGUGCAGAUUCGGCAUGGGGUGCCGGUGGAAUCACCCGGAACUGGAGGAGAUGCAGACGCACCAGGGCCCGCAAGCGGUGACCCCACCGCCCCCGCAGCAGCUGGACUGGGUGUGCAGCAGGUGUGGGGACUACCAGUUCGCCCGCAACGUUGCCUGCCGCAUCUGCGGCACGCCGCCAGUCUCCGCCGACGGGGCGCCAGUCUUCGUCGCGAAGAGGCCCAUCGCCUGCAAGUUCCACCUUGCCGGAUUCUGCAAGCUCGGCGAGACGUGCUCCUUCCAGCACCCGGCAGCCCAGCCAGGUGGCGCCGCCGAGGCGGCCGCGACGGAGCAAGGAAGGCCCGUGCCCACGGUCGUCAAGAGGUCGAUCCCGUGCAGAUUCUUCCUGCAGGGCUACUGCCGCCUUGGCACGGGCUGCGACUACCUGCACCCGCAGGGCGCCCAUGGCGCCCCUGCCGUGGCCCAGGGCGUGCCGCCCGCGCAGAGCGUGCCGCAGGGCCCCGCGCAGACGCUGCCGCGCCUGCCCGUGGUCGUGACUGGGCCCGCUCACCGGGCAGCCCAGGUGCAGACUGUCAUCCUGCAGCCCCGAGCGGCUGCGGCGGCGCCGCGCGGGGUGCACUGCCUCGGCGCCCCACCCGCGCAGUCGCCGCCGGUCGUCUUCGUGACGCCGCCUCCGCCGCCAGCGCCGCCGCCCGCCGCGCUGCCCCCCUGUGCGCCAGCCGCGCCGGCCCCG